UCUCGGAUUGGAAUUUAGAUAAGAUAUGUGAUAAAUAUUUAAAAGUUGAACAAUCUCCCGAGUGAAAUUUACUCAACCGAACAUGCCCAAUUAGUUGACCUUGCUGCGUGUAGCGACUACUAAUUGUUGUCUAAAAAAUUGUCUCGUCAUUCGAAGUAAUAAUUCGUGAUUGAGAAGAAGGCACGAAUUUAGUCGGUUCACGGUAGUUUGUCAAUUUUUUGUUGUUUGUGUUGCGUUACAGAGCAAAAUAGUCAAAUUUUGUGAAGUGAGAAAUCAUCAUGGUUGCUCAAACCGCCCAUCGGAAAGUCGUGCUCUUUGCGACUCUCGGGAUUGCCUUGGCCACGAUUACGGCAGGUAUCGUGGUCUGGCAGACGUACGAUCCAGAGAGGAGUCGACAACUUCCUGUUUUCCCAGAACCUUCACCCUCGCCGAUGGGACAGUACGACAGAGCGGCUGUGAGUUGCGAUGCGCCAGUCUGUGCCGACAUUGGGAAGGACGUCCUACUUGAGGGAGGAACCGUGGUGGACGCCGGGAUUGCGACCCUCCUUUGCAUGGGCGUAAUCCAAACGCAAAGCAUGGGCGUGGGUGGGGGCUUUCUCAUGGUUUUGUACAACGCCACGACGAGAACCUCCGUGGCUCUCACAGCUCGAGAAAAGGCACCCCUCCUCGCCUUCGAGGACAUGUUUGAAGGGAAUCCUAACAUAUCGGCACGUGGCCCGCUGGCCGUCGCUGUUCCCGGAGAAUUGAAAGGUUACUGGGAAAUGUAUCAACGUCACGGGGGUGGCGUCCCCUGGUCACGACUCGUCCAACCCACCAUCACCUUGUGCGAGCAAGGUUUCAAUGUUUCCCGCCACGCCGCCAACGCUCUCGCCGGCCAAUCCGAACGCAUCAAGACGACGCCCAGCAUGGCGGAGAUUUUCAUUAAUAACGCGACGGGAGAGGUGUGGCGGGAAGGGGACAGGAUGAGGAGACCCGCGCUGGCGAGGACGCUAGCCGCCAUCGCGGGCGAUGUCGACGGGGGCAACCUUCUCUACAUGGAUACGCUCCUCAUGCGCAAUUUUGUCGACGACUUGAGAGAUCUGGGGGGAAUUAUGACGUAUCAGGAUAUGCUGAGUUAUACGAAAAUUCGUGACAUGGAAUCUCAAGGGAAACAAACCGCUGUAGAGAUCGCACUAACUAAUCCGAUGAUUUUAACAGAAAUAUUGCAACAGAGCUCUGCCCCGUUAAAAGAUUGUCGACUAGUUUGUCACUUUUGGAACGAUAUGGUCCUCACUCUCCCAGAUACGAGACUCGCCUUACGGCCAGUGAAGAAGGACAAAAGGAGAUACGUUUUGAACGACCCGUUUCCAUUUUUCGUCGCAUGCAUCACAUUGGACGACCGACUGGCCAAACGGAUCAGCGCCACAUGUUCCACCUCUUUGAGCGACCCCACCCGAUGCAUUGACUCCUUCGUCACUAAACUAAUAUACAUUUGUGACAAAUUUAUCGACAUCGUCCAAAUUUUGGAGAUUUCCAUCGACUACGAAGAAUGUCUAAAGACGGUCUAUCAGGUUUUGAAAAAUUUCUGUCCGAAUUUGAAACAGUUGCGAAUUACUGCUACCCUAGCUACGAGGUGGAGGAAUCUGUUGGUCGGGUCCGAAAUUCUGCCGGAAUCGUUGCCUGAACCAAAAUCAAAUUUGAUCUCGUUGGCAGUCAGUUCGAAUCAGAUCAGCCCAUUUCUCUCCAGUCUGAUUGAGGUGAUUGUCGCUGCCUCGCCGAACUUGAGGAAUGUCACUCUUCCGUGGGAAUUGUGUCCAAAUUUUGCAAAUUCUAAGCAUCUCGACACCUUAAUGAUAGAAUUGGACCGCACUCGAGCAAUUGAUAUCACUCUGGAGGACGACAAGCUUUCAGUACUCUUGCGAAUGUUGGCUCAAGUCGGUGACCAACUGGUCAGCCUGACUUUUUGUGACCCCCGUAGAAAGGAAGGAAUAGACAUGAACGAUUUCGACAACUCGAAACUAACCGAAUUCCGCUUCCCGAAAAGUAUGUCGAAAUUACGAAACUUCCGGAACGAGAUGGUCGACAUUUUUCAGUGCAGAGAUCUCCUGCGGAAUAUCGAAAGUCUGCCCGUCCUAGAAACCUUGGUAAUUGGAAAGACGUCGAAAAGGUCCAACUGUGUGGAUGAAAUUUUUCGGAGUAUUUUUCACACUGACAAGAUUUUCUUAAGCGUGAAGAACUUAACGAUUCUCGAGAUGAAUGAUCCCACACUUUUGGAGAGACUGAAGACGUCUUUUCCCAACUUGGCGAGCUUGGAGGUGAAGACGUUUUGCAGGACGGAUUACCAAGGGUUCGAGAUUCGGAUGGAGUUAGGCGUUGCGCUCACCGCGUUAGGACGAUGGGAGGGAUUGAAACGUUUACGUUUGUGGGUGCCAUCGGAUCAAGCGGAAAUGAUUAAUGCAAUUCGGGCUUUGUUGGAGGGUAAAGAAUUGUAUAAAGACCUUAAAAUGUUUGAAACUGGAAUUUUUAAAUUGAAAAACAAUUUUACGAGACACGAGCUGACAACGGAGGAGAUGAAUCUGUUUAAACAAUUGCUCUUGGCGAUGAAUAGAAUGGAUGAGGUUAUCAUUUACAAUCUUCCCUUGGGCGAAGAAUCGAUGAAAACCAUAUCGGAUUUUAUGGCGUCAAACAGAUUGGCCACGCCAAAGUUUACGAUAUUGUCGAUAUUUGAAGGGGGAUCGACAAGUUUUGUAAUGUGAAUUUGAUUUUCUGCUCAGAAUCUACGAAACUAUGGAUUUACGUUUGUAUGGAUCAUCCCUUUAUAAAAAUUUAUGACUUUGUGAGGUCUACGUAAAUAUGUGGGUGUGUUUAUUGAUAAAUUUUUUGUAUGUUCAAUAAAUUAAUGUGUUCAAAGUUGGUACAUAAAUCUUACUCUUUAUAAAAAUAUA
Folsomia candida is the source of this 2924-nucleotide messenger RNA. Its product is annotated as scoloptoxin SSD14. The record is from RefSeq and is a predicted model, not a curated record. NCBI's taxonomy places the organism in Eukaryota, Metazoa, Arthropoda, Collembola, Entomobryomorpha, Isotomidae. The coding region runs from base 279 to 2735 and encodes 818 amino acids. Gene Ontology annotation, cellular component: plasma membrane. Gene Ontology annotation, molecular function: glutathione gamma-glutamate hydrolase. The transcript has 8 exons. Gene Ontology annotation, biological process: glutathione catabolic process.